AUGGCUGAUGAUUUAGGUGAUGAUGAUUAUUUUCUUCAAGAAGAAAUUCAACCUGAAAAUAAUGAUAUAAUUGAUAAAAAAAUCAAAACAAAAAAAGCCAAGCAAAAAAUUUUACCAAAACGUCCUAUGGGAACUUAUUCUGAUUUAAUAACAACAAUUCGUAUUCAUUAUAAAAGAUCUAAAAGUCAAUAUGAACUUGAUGAACUUCUUUCAAUAUUUAAUUCAUCAAUAUCAGCAUCAUCACCAUUAACAUCUACAAUAUUACUUGAUGAAUAUUUAAAUGAAUUAAUUCCAAUAAAUAAAUGGUCGAAACAAGCUGAUCUUUCAUCAGCACCAAUUGUUUUGAUUAUUGCACAAUCAGCAUUACGUUGUAUUGAAUUAGGAAAAAUUUUAAAAAAUUCUUCAUCAUCAAAAUUAUUUACAUUUCAUUAUUUAUUUGCUAAACAUAAAAAACUUUCUGAUCAAAUUGAUUUAUUAAAAAAAUCAACAACAUUAUUUAAUAUUAUUAUUGGUACACCAAAACGUAUUGAUGAUAUUCUUGAUGCAAAUGUAAUUAAUCUUAAACGUUUAAAAUUUGUUUUAAUUGAUUGGAAUUAUCAAAAUAUAAAACAACAACGUUUAAUUGAUUUAAAUCAAUUAAAAAUUGAACUUUGUCAUUUAUUAUGUGAACAAAGUGUUUUAUAUAAACGUUUUUUUAAAGAAAAAGCUAAAAUAGGACUUUUUUGA
Rotaria sordida is the source of this 726-nucleotide messenger RNA. The record is from the annotation of a GenBank genome assembly. NCBI's taxonomy places the organism in Eukaryota, Metazoa, Rotifera, Eurotatoria, Philodinida, Philodinidae.